Molecule: messenger RNA, 1212 nt
Organism: Triticum turgidum subsp. durum (durum wheat)
Lineage: Eukaryota; Viridiplantae; Streptophyta; Magnoliopsida; Poales; Poaceae
Source: the annotation of a GenBank genome assembly
AUGGGCGCCCUGCUGUCCACCACGGAGGCCCUGGUCCCGCACUUCAGGAGCCUCGUCUCCGGCCUGCUCCCGCCCGCAUCCUGCGUCAUCUCCGACGUUGAGCACGUCCUGCAUGCGUCCAAGAAGAUGGGCCUUCGCUGCGUCACCUUCUGGACGACGAGCGCGUUCGCCUUCAUGGCGUCCCAGCAAUUGCAGCGGCUCGUGGAUGCGGGCAUUGUCCCCCUCAAAGAGGCUGAGCAGCUGAGGAAUGGAUACCUGGACGACACGGUUGUGGACUGGGUGCCGGGGAUGCCCAGCGACAUCCGCCUCAGAGACUUCCCGAGCUUCAUCCGCACCACGGACCCCGACGACGCCAUACUCAAAAUCAUCCUGAACGCAAUGGCGUGCCACAGGACCACUCCGUCCGCCAUCAUCUUCCACACCUUCGACGAGAUCGACCGCGAGGCCAUGGCGGCCAUGUCCACCAUCCUGCCACCGACCUACGCCGUCGGGCCACUGCCGCUCCUCCUCGGCCAAGUCUCUGGCGGCGGCGUGGUCGACACACUAGAAUCAAACUUGUCAAGGGUGAACCACGCCUCCCUAGAGUGGCUGGAGGGCAAGCGGCCAGACUCGGUGCUGUACGUGAGCUUCGGGAGCAUAGCGACGCUCACGAGCAGCCAGCUGGUGGAGUUCGCGUGGGGUCUGGCCAACAGCAAGAAGGACUUCCUGUGGGUGAUCAGAGACGAUCUAGUGAGCGACGGCGACGGCCCUGCCGCCGCCGUGCUGCCACCGGAGUUCCUGGAGGAGACGAAGGCGAGGAGCCACGUGACGAGCUGGUGCCCGCAGGAGGCGGUGCUCCGGCACGAGGCCACGGGCGCGUUCCUGACGCAGUGCGGGUGGAACUCCGUCCUGGAGAGCCUCAGCGCCGGGGUGCCCAUGCUGUGCUGGCCCUUCGGCGCCGACCAGUACACGAACGCGAGGUACGUCUGCUCCGAGUGGCGCGUCGGCGUGGAGAUCGGCGGCGAUGUCAAGAGGGGCGAGGUGGAGGCGGCCGUCAAGGAGGUGAUGGGAGGAGACGGGGGAAAGGAGAUGAAGAGAAUGGCCAUGGAAUGGAAGGAGAAGGCUGCCAUGGCUGCACUGCCUGGUGGGCCAUCUUGGGUAAAUCUGGAGAAGGUGGUUAAUGAGGUGCUUGCUGUGCAACCUAGCAAGAUCAGUGAUACUACGGGAUUAUGA